AGAAACUCGGAGCAUGAAAUUUUCUUCUAUUGAAUAGAUACAAAAACAGAAAGUAGCGCAAAAGGAAAAAACAAAAAUAAGAAUCGGUGGACUUCGUCAAGACGGGUGAACGCUGACGGAGUUGUCCGAAGGUAAACGCCUUUCUCCGAGUAUCUCUUUUGUUGCCGAGUGAUCAUUUCGCUGUUAAGGCCACAACCCAAAGUUCGUGCACACAAUAGCCGACAAAAUGGGCUUAGAUCUAGAUCUAGAUCGACAUCACGUGACAUAACUCUUGCUGGGUGUAAUAAGUGAACUUUGUUAGUCAAGCAGUUUCAAUUGACCAAGUGUGAAGGUUAUAUGAAAAAAAAAACAGUUUUAUAUGUGCAAUAACCAACUUGCGUCUUUCUUAUUGUGUCAACUGUGUGGUCUUAUUGAUAAACAAGUUGAAGCCCAACCACUGUGAAGCUCCAAUACUAGCUGUAAAUCAAGUAUUACAAUCAGGAUGGAGUCACUCGAGUCUUUAUACUGUGACAAAUCAAGCAAGGAAAAGAAAAAGAGAGAUUCAGACGUUCAAUUCUAUCCAAAGGCCUCAAAGCCUCAUUCAACACCUUUAACUUUAAAAUGGUUAAAAGAGAACUAUGAACUUGCUGAUGGUGUCUGUCUACCCAGAUCAACAUUGUAUCAACACUACCUGGACUUCUGUCACACCAACGACACCAACCCAGUCAAUGCUGCAAGUUUUGGAAAGAUUAUAAGACAACAGUUUCCUUUGGUUACCACACGACGGCUUGGCACUCGUGGUCAGUCCAAAUAUCACUAUUACGGUAUAGGCUUAAAGGGAGGUGUACACUACGCCCAGCUUGACUCUUACCAGCCCACAGUGAUGUUGAAUGAUGUAGCUAAAGAGUGUUUAAAAAAGGCGCCACCAUCUUGUCAGCCUAAAAUUAAAACAGUUCUUCUACCAGACUUUCCCAAUGUCAAGGAAUUACAUCUGCCUGAAUCACUCCCGGAGUCCAAGGUGGUAACAUUUGUUAUGAUGUACAGAGCUCAUUGUCAGAGAAUUUUAGAUGCCUUAACAAACUCAAGUUUCGAUGAGGUGAGCAGCUUCUUACAUCACUUCUGGCAAGGGAUGCCGUCACACAUGGUGUCAUUACUUCACCACAACCUUGUGGUCAAGCUGAUUGGCGUCUGUGAUUCCAUCUUGUACCACACUGUCACGAGUUCUGUUCUACCGUCGGUCACACAGCCCAUACCUGACAGCUUGAACCAACUCAUUCGCAAGUUCACAAAGAAUUUUGUAGAGUGGAUGAGGCAGGCAUUGUCUGGCUUACCAGAAGACCUUCGAGAAAUGAAACUGGAAUUAGCCAAACAUUUGACACAACUGUUGAAACGAAAGUUAUCCCUCAGUCACUUGGCCCAAGCGUCCAGGACAGUGCUGGCGUCACAGGAGGUCACAGGUCAGCUGCUUCUCGACUGGCUGAGCAUUGACCUAAACAGCAUCGUCAAACAGACCUUAUAUACGUUGAGCCAUUGCGCGGACAAGGAACAUAGGGUCAUGUCGGAAUUGUGCUACCAAUUUCAAAAGUUAUUAGAAGACCAAGCAUCUAUUGAAGCUUACAUUCAUUGGUUGGACACUAUGGUUGAUACAUGUGUUGUGAAGGUAUGUCAAAGAAAACCUGGAUCUUUUAGUCCUCUCUCCAGACAGUUUUUACUGAUGUGGUCGUGUUUUGGAACCAGAGUGAUUCGUGACAUGACAUUACAUAGCGCUCCUAGUUUUGGAUCAUUUCAUCUUAUUCAUCUGACUUUCAACGAUUAUGUUUUAUAUAAGAUUGAGACGCUUCACCAGGAGGAGAAAGUCAAUAGAUUUAUGCAGGAUUUGAAAGGGGAGAUAAGAGGUGAUCUGUACGAACAAGGUGCCCUGCCAGACCCGUCCUUAGUAAGAUGCUCAUAUAUGGACUCCACAUGUUUCAAUAAAACCUUACACUCAGACAGAGGCGCCCUGUGCUCAGAAAGUAGCUGGAACAGUUUUACAGACUCAGAUUACGACAGCAGAAGUGAAAGCUGUAACAGCGAUGAAGAGUCAUUAGAGCAUUCACCAGUUCAAUCAAGUAGUUCUUUCCUAGACUCGUGUGUCUACAGGACAAUGAUCAGAGACAGCAGCAGCUGCGCUUACCAAGCACGUCCACAUCAACAGGAAAACCAGCAGACGCAUCAGCCCAUGCAGAAGAACCACUACCACCAACCACACGUGGAACCUCAGCAUCAGAUUCCCCAGCAAGUCUGCUAUAGCGAAUCAUAUCCAGGAUGUCUCAGCCUACAGCAGCUUUCCCCAGGCUGCCACAACAUUAGGCCCGAGCCCAGCACUUUGAACAACAAUAGCCACUUCCUGUUUCCUUGUUCAAAUGAGCGCUCUAGAACUGGCGCUGUUUUCAAUACAAACAGCUCAGAUCUGCAAACAGCUCGGCCAUUUCAGCAAAUCCCUGAAGCUCACGUCUCAGGUCCUGUUAAUAAAAUGGACGGAUAUAAUACGUCAUAUCAAGGUAGCGCUCAUGCGCAUGCCAAAGACACGCCAACAGAAAAUGACGUCAGCUCCGAAACUUUUUCUUUGGGCUUUAUCGGCUCUUCUUUCCUGGAUUAUACAACCUCGUGGGGGUCGGUGUCCAAAAGAAAAUGCCAAGUAGACGUCACGAGAGACACUGAACAUGCCAAGCUGCCUAAACAGUUUAAAGAUUUAAAUAGUUCAUUAUUUUCAUAAUCAAUUCACCAUUCGUAUUCGCAUAAUUGAUUUCAGUAUUAA
Molecule: messenger RNA, 2776 nt
Organism: Biomphalaria glabrata
Lineage: Eukaryota; Metazoa; Mollusca; Gastropoda; Planorbidae
Product: transcription factor RFX4-like
Exons: 20
Coding region: 482-2734 (750 amino acids)
Biological process (GO): regulation of transcription by RNA polymerase II
Molecular function (GO): RNA polymerase II cis-regulatory region sequence-specific DNA binding; DNA-binding transcription factor activity, RNA polymerase II-specific
Source: RefSeq, a predicted model, not a curated record